Messenger RNA from Meloidogyne enterolobii, 3350 nucleotides. Lineage: Eukaryota; Metazoa; Nematoda; Chromadorea; Rhabditida; Meloidogynidae. The record is from the annotation of a GenBank genome assembly.
UUUAAGAGAGUCAUACACUUUAAGAAUUUCGUACAAUUAAAGAGAGACGUACAAUUAGAACCACACCCGUUCAGAACCUCCAAUCUUUUCGAAUUCAAUCCCCCACUAUGGUUAUACUGAAGACUGGUAUAUAAAGUAAGCAUGUCACAGAUUGAGAAAAAAUUCGUGUUGGAUUUUGGAAAGGGGAAGAUAUUAAAUUAAAUUUGAAUCAUAAAUUAAUAUCAAAUUAAUCCUUCUCAACAUAAUUUAAAAAUUAUUUUUAGUCGUUCCACCAAGAUUUAAACAAAAUGCUCGAAUUAAUCAAGUUUAUUUGAAAUUUUAAAAAUUAUAAACAAUUUUUAAAUUUUGUGUAGUUUGCCUAUCUUGGGGACAGUAUUAAAUUUAAGUGCAAUGCUGUUGGGAGACCUCAACCUAAAGUGCAUUGGUAUAGAAAUGGAAAAUAUAUGAAUUAUAGUUAUUUGGCCUCCCAUUCACGUUUGAAAGAAAAAGGAAUGUCUUUGGAAGUUCAUAGAAUAGAAGUUAGCGAUAGAGGUAAUUGGACAUGUCGAGUAUGGAAUAAAGAAGGAUCUGUUAAUUUUUGUGAUUAUUUCCUAAACGUCGGAAUCCACCCCAGCCGAGUCCCAGAAGAAUGUCUCUGUCAAUGGGUUGUUCAACACAAAGAAUCUUCAAACAAAGCAGCAGAGGACCCUUUAUUCCAUUUAAGGGCUUUACCCCAAUUAAGGGCGGAUAUUGAUUUGAGUGGAUUUUUAACUAAUUUUACAAAAUGCCAAAAAUAUUAUAAUGAAGGGAAAAUUGAAGAAAUUGUAAAAUUGAGAACACAACCAAGAAUUUUAAAUAAACAACAAAAGGAAAAUAAUCAACAAAAUAGUAAAAAUGAUUUUAGCCUUAAAAGCACAACCACCACAACUAGCACAACCAACCCAAUAACAACUUUUAGUGCCGUGUUGUCCACAACUACCAUUCCAAGCACAAAACAACAAAAAUUUCGUCCCUCGCUUAAAAAUUUGUCGGCAAAAAUUGAAUUAUCUAAACAAUUGUUGAAAGGAAUGAAGGAAGAAAAUUUUCAAAAAACGGAAGAAAAAGUAGUGGAAGAGGAGGAGGAUGAAGAAGAAUCGGAAGAAGAUGAAGAGGAGGAGGAGGAAGAGAAUGAGAGGAAGGAAAGUACAACAAAGGGAUGGACGGAUAAAAAAAGUAAAUUGAGUGCCUCUUUGGUUAACAAACAACGUUUUCAGCUACCUCAGAGAGUUGCUCCAUACUUCCGCAAGUCUGAAGAAGAUACCCGAACAAAUAUAGUAAUUCCAGCAGGAAGAACACUGAAACUUUCAUGUAAAGCAGGAGGUCAACCAGAACCUCAAGUAGUGUGGAGAAAAGGAAAUGAAGAAAUACUUAGAGAAUCGGAAAGCAAAACAGGUUCAUUGUAUCAAUUGCGAAAGUGGAGUUUAGAUGGGGAAUAUACUUGUGAGGUUUUCAAUUCUGCUGGGUCUAUUCUGCGUCGAUUUCAUGUUGAAGUUCAAGAUAGAAUACGUGCUCGACCUAUUCUUGUACCCAAUGUUCUUCAAAAUAGAACAGUUGAUGUUAACGGAACAGUUAAUUUUACAUGUCAGGUCAUUUCUGAUUUGGUCCCUCACGUUAUUUGGAUUAAAUUAAUUAAACAACCAGAAAAUGGCUCUUUUUUAAUUUGGGAUGAAAAAGAACAACGAGAAACUUUAAAUUUUGUUGAUAUGACAACAUUAAAAAAUAGAGUAAAAAUAUUUCACGACAAAAGAAGUAAUAGAUACACUAUGGAAUUGAGGAAUGUUUCUAUGUCAGAUCAAGGGUUGUAUUCUUGUGUGGUUGGAAAUACUCUUGGAUUGUCAAUGGGCAAUGCAACAUUAACAGUCAAUGAAUUUCGUUCUUUAACAUUACCAACAGAAGUUCCAACACCUUGGCCUUUAUCUUAUACAGUUUUAUUAAUUCUUUCAUUUUUAUUGUUAUGUGCAUUUAUUGCUUUAUGUUUAUUAUAUUUAUUUUUCUCGCAAAAAUUUUCUGUAAAAAAUAGAGUGCAAAAUUUGGAUAAAAUGUCUGUACGGAAAAAGGUAGUAAUAACUCGAAAACCUCAACGUGAAGGAGAGCAUUGGUCUGAUCUGGCAUCAACUUAUUCCAUUACUGUAGAACCUGUUCCGGUACUUAGACAACAUGGAGGACGGGGGACUAAAGCUACUCCUGCAGGAACAAGCGGGACAGGGGAUACAGUUCCCUUAAUGGAUUCUACACAACAAUUAUUACAAGGGAAUAUAUUAGAAUCUUCUCUUUUGUCUGAUUAUGAAGUUCCAACAGAUUCGACUUGGGAAAUUGAAAGAAAUAGAUUACAAUAUGUUGAUAUUUUGGGGGAAGGUGCCUUUGGGGAAGUUUGGCAAGCUUUGUUACAACCAAAGAAGAGUAAUGAAGAUAAGGAAGAGAAGGAAAAUAAACAAGAAUUAAACAAAGAAAUGAAUCAAACAGAGCCGGUCUCAGAAAUGCAAAUACUCAAAACUAUCGGUCACCAUCCAAACAUUCUUCGACUUAUUGGGUGUUGUACGGGUUUAGGCCCUCUACUAGUAAUUCUAGAACUUUGCGAACAUGGAAAUUUGAGGGAUUUUAUGCGAAGACACAGACCUAAAGAACAACAAAAAUUAAAAGAGGAGGAGGAAGAGAAGGAAGAGAAGGAAGAAAAAGUGGAGGAAGAAGUGAUGGAAUUGGAGGAUGAUGGACUUGGGGUUGGGGGAAUGUAUCAGAACGUCUCAAUAGUAGACACUACAGGGGGUGAUCACCAAUCAACACAUUUACAACAACCAGAAAAGCAAUUAACAUUAAAAGAUUUGGUUCAGUUUGCAACAGAAAUAGCUAGAGGGAUGGAGUUUUUAGCGAGUAAAAAAAUAAUCCACAGGGAUUUGGCUGCCAGAAAUGUUUUGGUUGCUAGUGAUUUGACAAUGAAAAUAUCAGAUUUUGGAUUGUCUAGAAAUGUGUUUUAUCACGAUUAUUAUAGAAAGAGGGGGGCUGGUAGAUUACCGAUAAAAUGGAUGGCACCCGAAGCUCUCGAAGCCAAUGUUUACACAGUAAAUAGCGAUGUUUGGUCUUAUGGUAUUUUGCUUUGGGAGAUUAUGACACUUGGAGGAACUCCAUACCCUUCUAUUGCAAUGCCCCAACUUUACAAUCUUUUAAAAGAGGGAUAUAGAAUGGAAGCACCUCAUAACUGCCCUGAUGAGAUUUAUGGUGUAAUGGUCAGUUGUUGGCAAGAAAGGCCUGAAGCCCGUCCAGCAUUCCAAACUAUUGGAGAUUAUUUUGAAUGGAUAAUAAAAGAGUCUGAAAAGACUGCUGAUAUUUCGAAGUGA